AUGUCCGUCGAGACGACUAGCGAAACGAUGGAACAGCAGAUUUCCACUGUGGGGGAGAACUCGCUGAAACAGUCGGAACCUGACUUUCCUGAUAUUGAACUUCCUGAUGAUGAUCCUAAUGAAUCAACACCUUCUACAUCAAAAAAAGUGUUAACAAUAUAUGGCUUAAAGCGACCUUCGCCAGAUGGAGUAGACGGUGAUAAAAAAAAAAAAAUUAGACCGACUGAAGUAAGUGAAGACGAAUUGGAAGUUACUAACAAAGAUGAUAAUAAAGCAAGUCAUGUUGAACUGUUGUUACAAAAAGUUUCGGAGUCUCCAGAAAAUACAAGCGAUGAUGAAUCUAAUGUUUCCAAUAAGACACAUGAUAAUCUUAAGAAUGAAAAUGUUGCUGUUGUUAAUGAUAUUCAGGUAACAGAAAAUAUAUCUACAGCAGUUAAUGAUACAACUGUAAGAGAAAGUAAUUCAAACCUUUCAAAUACCAAGAUAUAUACAAUUGAAAACAUUGUAAAUGGUAAAAAAGAUGAUGCAAACCCUUUGCUAAGAUUAAAAAAUAAAAUACAUUUGACAAAAAAUACUAAUGAAACUAAAUCUAUACAAAGUCCAUGUAAUAGUAAUACAAAUAAUAGUGAAAAGGUCGAUGUUUGUUCCAAUGGUAUUUAUCAAAAUUUUGAACUCAUAGAUUCUGACAAUAGUUCUGAUAUUUCAUUAUCUGAUCUAACUGAUUUACCUGAAGAUAUCAGUAGUAUUAUAAGUGGAGCAAAGCCGAUUACCAAAGAGAAUUUUCCACAGUUAUUAAAAUUGUUUAGUAGUAAAGAAUCGACUUUUGAGCAUGUGUACACAGAAAAUUAUUGA
This is a messenger RNA of Acyrthosiphon pisum (pea aphid), 852 nucleotides long. RefSeq names its product homeobox protein 14-like. The transcript is spliced from 3 exons. Lineage: Eukaryota; Metazoa; Arthropoda; Insecta; Hemiptera; Aphididae. The coding region runs from base 1 to 852 and encodes 283 amino acids. The record is from RefSeq and is a predicted model, not a curated record.